AAGUAAAAAUGUGUUUGGAACCCUAAAUAUAGCUGUUUGGGAGUAGGCCUAAUGCAAAUAUGAAUAAACAUUGUUAUCCAGAUUGGGACAUUUUAUCAGCCCCCUCCACGUACCCCACCCCCGCAAAUAUGGAAGCCAGUAUACCUAUGACUAGGAUUAUCAUAAGAUUCUUGGAUUUCAGAUGGUGAAGAGCGGAUACUUCUCUCACAGUGUUUAAUAGAGCUCUUUAGAUACCUCAUUGCUCAAUUUCCAAGCGCCACCCCCUCCCCCUACGCAAACUUAAUCAUAAUGUUAUGCGCCUACGGACCCUACGCAAUGGACAUAAUAUUAUGUGGAAUGUUAUUAGUUAUAUUUGUUAGGGCUCGUAAUAUUCUUUUGUUUUUUUCUCUCACUUUUUUUUUUCUCAAUCGUUCCGUUAUAUGAAAUAAUAACACUGAUCGCUGUCAAGAAUGCCUGAUCAGCUUUCUUUGGCCAUUCCAAAGCAGCUUGCGUAGCGUAGCUCUGACGUCACACUGUUAUUUGUGAAACUGUUAUUCACGGAAGUCGACGCGCGCUGACUCACUGGCUGUGACGAAUUGAUGAAAACCUUACGUAUCUUCUUUGGAACAAACCAUUUUUCAUAGGAGGUAGCCGAGAAUGUUUGCUAUUUCUAACAGUACAUACAUUAUAUACACUGUGCUGAGCAAUGACAUCUCUCAGCUAGGUUUCAACUUUGUGAAACGGUUGUUUUUAAAAUAACAUUUUGUGCGUGACGAGUUGUAGAGCGCUUGUUUCGUCGUGAUGCACUCGGAGGGUCAAUACGUUCGUAAUCAUAUCAGCUACGUCAGUCAGGCUAACUCAUUUACGACUGACGUCAUUGCUAUCCCACGACAUGUCUCAAGCUGCGACAAGUAAAUGUGAACAAAAAAUGGAGUCACGGCAAAAAUCUGGGUCAUUUAGCAGUAGAUCGUCCGAAGAUUUUUCCGAAACCAGUUUCGAUGGCGAGAAUGACGUUUUGGUUGGGUCUGCGACUCACCAUCUUGUCCUGUUUUCGAUGACCAAGGGACACACCAUGUCCUCGCUGACGCGUAUGCCCCCGGCUCAGCUGGCAGAGAUUCUUCGUGAAUUCUACGGAAAAGUCAGAGCCAAACUUGACGAUAACUCACCCGGUUUACGCGAAAUACGCGCCGGUCUUCACAAAUAUUUCCUGAAAGAAGCAGGAUUCGAUAUUAUUAAGGAUCGAACGUUCCUUAGUGCCAAUGCCAGUUACGAAAUGGCAGUCAGAAUGGGACCCAGGAAAUGCCAUCGUCUUAGAAUCGAAAUGGAUGACUUGCAACAACUUUAUUUGAGUGACGCAAUGAAUGUAAACAACCCAGAGUGCUUACAGAAUAAGGUGUUUUUCGAUAUAAAUCUGUACAUUCUGAACAGGGGUAAAGAAUGUUUGCGUGUCAUGACCAAAACGGAUUUUGAAAUCACCACAGAUGAGUCUGGAACCAAGUUUGUUUGGCUCAAGUAUGACCCGAAAUUUAACUUACACGAAAAAGGAGGCUAUGGUGAUGUCAAAGGAAAACAACUUGGAGAGAAAAUGUUUGAACGACCAGGUGAUCCCAGGUGUCCUGUUUUAUCAUUUCUAAAGUACUUGACUCAUCUUCACCCAAUGACCGAUGCCUUUUGGCAGAGACCAAAGAGAAACGUCAGUGAUGCAGACUAUGUCUGGUAUGACAACACAUCCCUCGGUAAUUCAACACUUAGCAAAAUAAUGCAGAGGAUGUGCAUCCAUGCUGGGCUGAAAGAGAACUAUACGAAUCACUCAAUUCGAUCUUCUUACAUUCCAUUAAUCGAGACGAUCUGUCAGGACAUUUUGAACGCGGGGAAGUCAUCAACUAUGCCGCCUCCUUUAGUGAUGACUCAAGCCAACUCGGUGGCUGACGAUGAUGGGUCAUCUAAUGAAACAGAAUCACGUGACGGUGACCACGAAGAAGAAACGGGUGAUGACCGAUCUGUUGGUUUACAGGCAGCAAAACUCAAAGUACUUCAGCUUUUACGAAGCCUUCUGGUUAAAGAUAUUCAGAAGUUUGCAGACUGGCUCAAAACAGUUCGCGUGGAACAUCGCUCGGGAGAGCUGAUUGUCCUGUGCAGUCCGGUGGACCAGACUUCUGUUGACCUGACAGAUGAACAUGGAUCAUCUGAUAAAGCAGAUCACUCUUUAUCAACGAAGAAUGUUUGUAGUCUGGCUGGAAUGCGAGACAAAAUCCGACAGAAUGGGAAAAGUGGAAGCUUUUCGUCAUCCACAUCAUCUGGCUCAUGUUCGAGCAUGGAUAUUGGCGGAAACAACUUUUUGAUUGAGAAACAAGAUUCUGUGUCCUUUAAGCCGGGCAUUUUGGUGAAGAAGGUCGAAUUUGAUACAGUUGCGGGUACCUCAUGCUCAACGAGCGACUCGUCUCCAUUCAAGGUCACCAUUCCAUCGCAGGACACUAUUCUCGUGACAGGCAUCAGUGACAGAACGCAAGUGCUACUACACAACAGACUGGGUCAUACAUCGGAAAAAGAUUCACUCUCUAAUCGCAUAUUUUGUUCGGAAAAUGAAGUGGGUGUUGUUGCCAUGUUAGGUUCCUGUGAUAACUUGAAAAGCAGAUGCGAGAAAGACUUGGCAACAACCCAGCAGCAGAUGCCCGUGCAGCAAACGCAAAUCCAGGCUAAACAUGCCAUACACAAGACUACUGUAAUGCAAAAAAUAGGUGCAAAAUACGACACAUGCAUCAAGCUGGAUGUUGGGGCCCAGAAAGUGCCUCAAGUCAGUGAAAAGAAGAUGGGUCAUUCAACCAUAAAACUGAGCCCCUGUUUAAAAAGACAGGCUAGAGUUGAAGGUGCAGACAAUCACACUGACAUUCCACUGCCGAAGCGGUUUUGCAAGAGCAACAGUGACGUAACGACAGGGUUUGGAAGCAGUCGUAUUCAGUCCGUGCCCACAGGCUCACUGGAUACACCAAACUACACACGUUCUUUUGAUUUCAAUGAUGAGUCUAUAAUGUCAUCGCCAUUGAUGAAAAAAAAGAGAGUCACAUUUGGCAAUGAUGCACAUAACAUGACUGUGAAAAGAGAAUCUGUGUUGUGACUAAUGUGAAUGAGCAUGACCACUAUAAAUUUAAUUCAUCCUUUCACUUAUCUUGUUUACUGUAAUCCACAUAAAUCAGACAAUCACUAUGAUCUCUAUUUAUUGAGGAAAUGAAUACCUAUUUCCAUAUUGUUGAAUAUUUUUAGCGACAGCUACAAAUGUAUAUAAAUACAGGUUGCCAAUGACAGAUUCAGGAUACCCACUGGGUGCCCUCACCCCACUCUGUUUGGUUUAAACAAAUAUUGCAGUAGAUUCACAAACUAUUUGCUGUUGAGCUAAUCAUGAUAAAAAUAAUAAUAAAAAGCCUCAAAGUAAAAAAACAAACUUGUAAAAAGGGUCCCCUUUCAAACCAACUUCAAUGUGGCAACUGCUUUUCAAAUUUUCUGGAUCUGCCCCUGGUUACUGGUAUUUCAUGCAUGGCUGUGAAUGCCAGUUCCUAUCUGGUAUGGUAGUAGAAAGUUUAGGGUCAGUGUAAAUUACACUGUAAUGAAGUGACAGAUUACAGUGAUUAUGUUUAUUAAAUCAGCUGAGUAAAGUAGUAUGAUAGACACAUGUAGUAGAGAGCUUAUUUCUUGCACGAAUCUUUUUAUUUUAAAGACUGUCAAUGCUGUCAUUGUAAGAUGUUUCCAAGUAAUAGCCUUUUUAAUGACUAACAUUAGAUUUAAAUUAAUACAUUUUGUUUCUUGAACUAUCAGUGUCUGUCUGUUUAAUGUGCUUUUGAUUGGCCUAGUGUUUAUAGCAGCUCAAACUUCAUUUUAUUUCUUAAUAUACACAUUUGAAAUUAUUGGAAGGGAAAAUACAGUUUGGGCUACUACAAACAUUGAGACAACCAGCAACAUAUUCAAUAUAAUUGUACAAACACUGAUAUUUUAAACAAGGAAAUGCAUUUACUGUAAUAUGUAAUUUAGUAAUAGAAAAGGCUCUGUUAGUUGGAACCAUGCUACAGUGACAGCAAACUCAGGGCAAUCUUUUUAAUCAAGGAAUUAACAGAUAUGUCAAGUAGUAGUAGUUGUAGAGAACAUACAUCCAGUUGCGAAUGUGUUCAGUGGAUUGAACAAAACUUGAUGUAAUAAUAAUACAAACCAUCUGGCCAUCUGCUAUUACGGUGAUAUGGAUGAUAGGAAACUAAGAUGUUUUAGGCUGGUUUUAUCAUAUUUUCUUUCACAUUUGUGUUGCAUACAUGUACAUUUGUAUAUGCAAAUCUUCACUGAUAUUUUGAAUUUUGAAUUUUAAAGGUGCAUGUUCAUCUGUUGCAGAAAUUACAUAGACACCUCAAGACUGUGACAGUUAAAACAUUUAUUAAUCUUCUCAUCAUAAAUAGUGCCAUUUAAUAUUUGAUAAUUAACAUACAGCAGAAAGCACAAUAUUGAUACAAUUCCACUUGCAAGGUUUGACUGUUUACAAUGUAGUGCAUGCUGUUAAUUGAAAACACAACACUGUUUUGGGAUCCUACAAGCAUUAGAAUGACAUCUGGCUCUGUUGUUAUAAAACUUUAAGUCUAGUCUCAAGUCCUUUAAUAAUACAGUUUUGCCUGUGCAAAUAGAUUUUAGUUAAGUCUUGAGUGUAGACAUUAAACGUUUACUAGCAUAUGCUCCUGUGCAUAUAAAUUAAUAUUACAAGUAAUCCAACACAAAAUAAAGUGUAAACAUUUAGAUUCUAUAACAGUUUCUGUACAAUGUUGAAGAGAGGAAGAUCCACCUUUAAUAUGUAUUAUGUAUAUAAUUAUAGAUUUUGUAACAUCAGCCUCAAUGGUGUAGCAGUUACGUCAUUAGGUUUGAAGCUGGUAGGUGCUGCCUUCAAAUCCCAGUACCAGCUCCAACCCUCAGCUCAGUGACUAAGUGUCAUGCACUGACUAGUCACCAGCCUCUGUUGGUAUCCAGGACAGCAUUCUUGAAUGUUCAUAAACUGAUAUACCAGUAAACACAAUAAUACAUUUUAAGAAAACUUUAUGAAGUGUCAUAUUGUGUUUGCUUAGCCAUCAAAGUUGGUUGAAAUUGUUAAAUUACUUUCAACUUUUCAUUUGUGAUUGUUUUUCUUUGGACCAAGAAGUUUAAUGUGUCAAGUGAAUGUGAUAUUUUUUCUACACAAAACUUCUAUUGUUAUACCCUCAGCAUACAUGUGAAUUUCGAAAAUGUAAUUGUAUAAAUAUUACAGUGAAACCUAUCUUAUAAAAAACCCCAACCAGGACUCUACAUAAUGUUUGCUGGUGGCCUUUAUAUACAGGUUACAUCUUUACAAUGUCAUCACAUAUUUGUAUGUUAAAGGGACUUUUUCUUACACACCUAUUCAGGAUAACACUAUUGGAGACUUGUGCUAUCAGAUGACUAUAUCCAACACAAUAGCUAUGUUAGAGAUCAAUUUAAAGAAAUCAGAAUGACUGCUCCGUGGUGAAAAUCUACAUGUCAAACUAACCUAAAACCGUCUACCAAUAAUGUACAAGUUAGAUGUACAAUAAUUGUACAGGAGUAUUCAGCAUAAAUAAAGAAAAGAUGUUUUAUUUUAAAA
Gigantopelta aegis is the source of this 5599-nucleotide messenger RNA. RefSeq lists its product as uncharacterized. The record is from RefSeq and is a predicted model, not a curated record. The coding region runs from base 872 to 3094 and encodes 740 amino acids. Lineage: Eukaryota; Metazoa; Mollusca; Gastropoda; Neomphalida; Peltospiridae. The transcript has 4 exons.